Cydia fagiglandana is the source of this 798-nucleotide messenger RNA. RefSeq lists its product as uncharacterized. Bases 139 to 798 code for a protein of 219 amino acids. The transcript has 4 exons. NCBI's taxonomy places the organism in Eukaryota, Metazoa, Arthropoda, Insecta, Lepidoptera, Tortricidae. The record is from RefSeq and is a predicted model, not a curated record.
GUUUUCAUUUCAUAACUUUCAGUUUUUAUUGCGAAGUGAAGAGAUUUCCUUGUGAACUUCGAUUUAAAUCAAAUAGUUGCUGUACAAUUUUUGCCAAGUUCUCACUGUUACCAGCUUGUGAGUGCAUAAAAAGUCAAGAUGCCACGAGAGAUAGUGUGUGAUAAGGCGGAGGCGGUGUAUGUGAAGACAGAGCACAUAGAAGUAUGUGUGGAGGUGGAGCCUGGAGGCGUGUGUGUGAAGACGGAGCUUGGAGAGGCAUGUGUGAAGACUGAGCCCGGAGGGGUGUGUGUAAAGAUGGAGUCUAGAGAAAUGUGUGUGAAGACGGAGCCUAGAGAGGUGUAUGUGAAAACGGAGCCCAGAGAGGCAGGUGUGAAGACAGAGCAUAGAGAGAUGUGUGUGAAGACAGAGCAUAGAGAGAUGUGUGUGAAGACAGAGUCGGGAGAAGCAGGUGUGAAGAUGGAGCCCAAAAGGGUUUGUGUGAAGACAGAGCCUAGAGAAAUGUGCCUGAAGACCGAGCAGGAGUGCACAGACAGCGCGGGCUCGCGCAUAGUGAGUGCAGUAGCAGCACAGGCCAGACUCUAUACUGACCAUGAAGUCAAGGACGAGCUUGUGCUUGGCCCUGAGGAGUGGCACCGCCCUCAAGUGUUUCCACUACCAGUGUGUUCGGAUGACAGCGCGGUCCACGCCAGGGAACAGCUCGCGAUGGCGUGUUUCGUGGUGCUCGAGCGCCUCCGCGGCGACGCGACUGUUCACAGUGGAGUCAAACUAUACGAUUGCGAACACUGCGGACUAAACUAA